AUGGAGAAGAUGAUCAAGCAUCAAGAACUGGUCAACAAAAACCAUGAAGCUUCACUACGAAAUCUAGAGAGGCAAAUUGGUCAGUUGUCCAAGCAAACAGUGGCUGAAAGAGCAACCAAUACAUUACCAAGUGACACCAUUCCCAACCCCAAGGAAGAAUGCAAAGCCAUCCAAUUAAGGAGCAGAAGAACCUUGGUGAACGACAAGAGGCCAGCUGAGAAAGAAACUAUGAAGAAACCUAUGGAGAAUGAUGUUGGCAGCAAAAAGCAAGAAGGAGAAAAAGACAAGCAAGACCAAGAGAAGCUCAAGGAGAAGGAGGAACCUCAAGCCUCAAAGAAGGGAAAGCAAGCUAUUGAGGAACAAUCACAAGAACAGAGGAAGGAGGAAAGACCAUACACUCCCUCAAUCCCAUAUCCUCAAAGGUUUAACAGAGAGCUUAAAGAUCAACAGUUCCCCAAGUUCCUAGAGGUGUUUAAGAAGCUAGAGAUCAAUAUUCCACUUGCUGAGGCUCUAGAACAAAUACCUCUAUAUGCAAAAUUCCUCAAAGAGCUCAACAAUAAGAAAAGGAGCUGGAAUGAGAGAGAGACAGUGAUCCUAACCCAGGAAUGCAGUGCAGCGAUCCAAGAAGGCAUCCCACCAAAACUCAAUGACCCUGGGAGUUUCUACUUGCCAUGUACCAUUGGUAACACAGUUAUUGACAAGACACUGUGUGAUUUGGGCUCCAUUAUCAACCUCAUGCCUCUAUCUAUGAUGACAAGGCUAUCUAUAGAAGAAGCGAAGUCUACACAGAUGUCAUUGGAGCUAGUGGAUAGAUCUCUGGUAAUUCCUGAGGGGGUGAUUGAAAAUCUCUUGGUCAGAGUAGGGAAAUUCAUAUUUCCAGCAGACUUUGUAAUCUUUGACUUAGAAGAAGAGGGGAAUGAUUCUAUCAAUUUGGGAAGACCUUUCCUGGCCACAGUAAGGGCCAUCAUUGAUGUUGAACAAGGAGAAAUGACCUUGAGGGUAAAUGAUGAGAAGAUCACCUUAAAUGUCUUCUAG
Messenger RNA from Arachis ipaensis, 1035 nucleotides. RefSeq lists its product as uncharacterized. Lineage: Eukaryota; Viridiplantae; Streptophyta; Magnoliopsida; Fabales; Fabaceae. The record is from RefSeq and is a predicted model, not a curated record.